AUGAGAAAAAUUAAACAGAGUUUGGCAGCAAGGAAAGUCAAUUUUGUGAUGCUUCAAGAAAAAAAGAGAUCAUCAAUUACGCCUGAAAUAGUAAAGUCUCUCUGGUAUGAAGAUAGUUUUGAGUAUCUGGCAAUGGAUGUGGAAAGAAGAGCUGGUGGGUUGCUAUGUAUAUGGAAUACAGAGGUGUUUCAAUUCGAUGCUUGCUGUGGAAUUCGUCAUUUUAUACUACUGUCAGGUAAAUUAUUUUUCUCUUUUAAUUGUGUGAUUGUCAAUGUAUAUAGUUCAUUAGAGGUAGUUAAAAGGAAAGAAUUAUGGGUCAGUCUAACUCGGUUGAAGAGUCUGUUCUUGGGGCCAUGGUGUAUGGGGGGUGAUUUCAACGAAAUAAGGAAUAUUGCUGAGCGUAUUGGGUGCUCUAGAAAGGAUAGAGGAAUGAGGGAUCUUAAUGACUUAGUUGAACAACUGAAGUUGAUUGAUUUGCCUAUGCUUGGGAAGAAAUUUACUUGGUAUUUAGUAGUGAAAUUUUGGUUAGAUUUCCAAGUGGAAGGUUGGGCUGGUUAUAGAUGCCUUAUGAAUUUCAAAGCUUUGAAACACAAAUUAAAGGUGUGGAACAUUGAAGAUUUUGGGAAGCUAGAGUCUAAGCUUAAAGCUCCUGAGGAAAAAGCCCAUGCCAUAGAGCUAAUUGCUGAAGAAUGGUCACAUCUAGGGGUUGAACAAGCUAGAUGA
This is a messenger RNA of Camellia sinensis, 723 nucleotides long. The record is from RefSeq and is a predicted model, not a curated record. NCBI's taxonomy places the organism in Eukaryota, Viridiplantae, Streptophyta, Magnoliopsida, Ericales, Theaceae.